Messenger RNA from Glycine soja, 709 nucleotides. RefSeq lists its product as uncharacterized. The record is from RefSeq and is a predicted model, not a curated record. Lineage: Eukaryota; Viridiplantae; Streptophyta; Magnoliopsida; Fabales; Fabaceae. The transcript has a single exon. Bases 92 to 487 code for a protein of 131 amino acids.
ACCACUUCCUCUGGAGUCAGGACCAUACCAUUAUAAAAAGCCAGUUCAACCCACCCACAACACAAAGUCAAGGAGACAAAACAAACUAAACAUGAAUCCCAUUGGUUUCUCUCUUCUCUCCCUGGUUUCUCUAGCACUUGUCUCAAUUGUCACAGCCCAAGAAAGAGCCCCUCAUGGGCUUGUUUACGAGAACCCUGAAGCCUUUUCACCAUCAGCAUAUAACUUCUUUCACCCGAAUGAACGAAAGCCCGAGACCAAAGACCCUUGUGCUGCAUCCAAAUGCUCACCAAUGCCUUUAGCAGCACAAGUGGAAGCUACUGAAAUUCAUGAAAGCAAAGCCUCAACACCUCAAGGAAGUAAGAAACAAUUGGUAGCUGGUGGCGUAGCUGGCAUUAUCUUUGGUGUUGCUUUUGUUGUGCUUUUAGCUAUGGGGGUCUACCAUGUAAGGGUCACUGGCCGAGCCAAAGCCAAUGGUGCUGUUGCUUGAUGUGCCUUGCCUUUAAUUCUAUCAUAAUUACUUCAAAUCUCACCCUAGAUUUAGAACAAGGCAGUGUAAUGUAAUGCCCCUCAACUUUUAUUCCUCUAAUAUCUUACUACUAGACUAUUAGUUAUCUGCUUUUAUCUUCUUCAAUUUGUUUUUGGUUAGCCAAUGUAUCUACUGUUGUGAAUUGUGAUAUAGUGAUCAGUUUCAAAUUUGGAUAUUGUCUAA